CCUCCCCUUAAAAAAAAAACAAAAAAAAAACUUUACCUUCACCGGUCUCUCUCGCGCCAACCGGCGGCGCUCGCUUCCUCGCCGCCGCGUCUCCCCCCGCCAUAGGCACGGAGGCGAAGCCGGCCAACCAGUCGGCGAGAUGCUGCUAGAGGAGCUGCUCCGCUGCCAGAUCCACGAGUGGUACCCGGCGUUCCGCCGCCACACCGUCCCCACCGUCACCAUCCCCCUCCCCGCCGCCUUCCUCCGCUACCUCGCCGGCCAGCCCGCCUACCCUGACCCCAACACCCCUCACCAGGACGCGGAAGGGCCUCCCCCAUUCCUCCUCCCGGCGCUCACCUCCGGCCGCACCCCCUUCCCGCCGCUCCACCUCCCGGACCCCGUCGACCACGACGACAGCUCCGACCUCUUCUCCGGCUGCUCCGACGACGAAGACGACGAGAGCCCGCCUCUCCCCGCCUUCCCCAAGCUGGAGGCCGCGGUCGACGCGGCCAUCGCCGAGCUCGGCGGCGCCGCGCUCCCCAAGCUCAACUGGAGCGCGCCCAAGGACGCCGCAUUCAUGUCCGCCGACGGCACCGUCCGCUGCACCUGCUUCGCCGAGGUUGCCAUGCUGCUCCGCUCCUCCGACUGCGUCGCGCACGACCUCGCCUCCGCGCGCCCGUCCUGCCAGGACUUCGUGUGCGCCAAGGAAGGUGUUCGACGGAAUGCCGGACAGGGCAGUGGUGCCAACAAGGCGGGUGCUCAAUCAAAUAGCGGAGGGAGCACCAGUGGUGCUGGUUCUCCGAGUGAUCCCAGUGAUGAUUGCAACGAGAGAGGCAGGCAAGCUGCUGCCGUCAGUGAUGAUGCGCCUGAAGACGAUGUUGGACAAGACAAUGGUGAUGAUACUUGGGUGGACGACGGGUUCCAGUACUACCUCGCCCUCCGCAAGUGGUACCCGGGCCUCCGCCCCGAGUCAGAGUUCCGUUGCUUUGUGCGGGGACGAAAGCUGGUCGGCGUGUCGCAGAGGGACACAUCUGCUUACUACCCUUCGCUGCCUGGGUGGAGUGCUGAGGUGCAGCCGGAGAUUGAAGAUUUCUUCGAAGAAGUUGUUGCGCCGCAGUUUGCUUCAGAGAAUUAUACAUUUGAUGUGUAUGUCAGAGCAGAUGGCCGGGUGAAGCUGAUUGAUUUCAAUCCUUGGGGCGGCUAUACAUUGCCGCUUAUGUUUACAUGGGAGGAGCUUGAGAACGAGCAGAGAGGAGAGGACGAGCUGGAGUUUAGAGUGGUAAUGGAGCAAGGUGCAGUGAGGCCAGGAUUAAUGACAGCAGUGCCAUAUGAUAUGCUGGAUUGGGGGGAAGGGAGCGGCUGGGAUGUUUUUCUGAAGAAGGCUGACAAUGAGCUCAUCAGACAAACGGCCUCAUUAGGUAUGUAUUCGUAAUUGAGAUCUAGAACAAAGCAGCUUUUGGGGACUCCAGGAGUUGAACAACUGAAGCAACGCCUAUUGGUAAUGUUUCACCUGUCAAAGCUAGAAGUAACAGCCUUCUAUAGAUUGCGAUGCAACCUCACGACAGUAGGCCGUUUUUCCCCGUGACUUUUGUAAUGCUGGAUUGCUUGCACGGGGUUACCGCAUGAUGCUUCAUCUCAGUUGUGUCUUCAGAUAUUUACAGAAACAUAUUUGUAGUGGAAGUUUAUGGCCCAUGGCUGAAAUUGCAAUGGAUCUCUGUCUCUGUAACAUGAAUACAGAAUACACAUUCCAUAUACCUUUGCUGUUUCAUA
This is a messenger RNA of Triticum aestivum (bread wheat), 1749 nucleotides long. RefSeq names its product cell division cycle protein 123 homolog. Gene Ontology annotation, cellular component: cytoplasm. The record is from RefSeq and is a predicted model, not a curated record. The transcript has a single exon. Lineage: Eukaryota; Viridiplantae; Streptophyta; Magnoliopsida; Poales; Poaceae. The coding region runs from base 140 to 1411 and encodes 423 amino acids.